UAAUUUACAGUACAAAAAUCAUACAUGGCUAGCAUGGACAGAGAAUAUACGGGUGAAAUUCUAUCAUACCUUCUACAAGCCGAAACGAAACCAGUGGCCCUCCCGCGGGUUAAGAGUGAGACGAGAGCGUGCGUUAUCAACUGGCUGAUGAAUAUUAACGGCAUAGACGGCAACCCAGCCACCAUUCAGACGGCGGUGUGGUACCUGGACGCGGUGCUGGCCAUGGGCAACGUGACGCCGGAGAACAUGCAUCUGGUGGCGGCGGCCGCGUACUGGAUCGCGUCCAAGCUCCACGGGCCGUUCACGCCUGCGUCCAAGCUUGUCAAAUACGGAAACCAUACCUUCACGAAGCAGAGGCUGUGGGAGGCGGAGAAAGUCAUAUUGCUUAGAUUGAAAUUUCCGCGCCAACCAAUAGUGCCCCAAGACUACCUCUGGUAUUUCGCUUGGUGGUGCAACAAAGAACGGCCUGGCGAGAUCGAAGUGGCCACCACGUUCCUUUGCCUCUGCGGGAUGAUGGUCAACAAGAGCCUCUGCCCCGAGUACCCGUCCGUGGUCGCCGCGGCUUCUAUAAGGAAUGCUUUGUUGUUGCUGAAGAAAAAGGAGCUGAUACCGCGACUGCAGAGGUGUCCGGCAUACGUAGCUGCAGAAAGAAAGGCCGGGAACAUAUCACGCACGUGCACCAUUCUUCGGCACGCGGUGCGCGUGGUGGGUGCGAAGAACUACAGCUAUAAGUUCAUAUUCAAGCAGUACGGACUGCCGCCGAAGAACAUCGCUCAGACCAUCGUGAGUGCGGCCAACGAGCUCGCUGUCAUGGACACUAGGAGCACAGCUGUCAUAUAA
This is a messenger RNA of Cydia amplana, 840 nucleotides long. RefSeq lists its product as uncharacterized. Bases 25 to 840 code for a protein of 271 amino acids. The record is from RefSeq and is a predicted model, not a curated record. Gene Ontology annotation, biological process: mitotic cell cycle phase transition; regulation of cyclin-dependent protein serine/threonine kinase activity. Lineage: Eukaryota; Metazoa; Arthropoda; Insecta; Lepidoptera; Tortricidae. Gene Ontology annotation, cellular component: cyclin-dependent protein kinase holoenzyme complex; nucleus; cytoplasm. Gene Ontology annotation, molecular function: cyclin-dependent protein serine/threonine kinase regulator activity. The transcript has 4 exons.